This is a messenger RNA of Oncorhynchus keta (chum salmon), 1565 nucleotides long. Its product is annotated as stAR-related lipid transfer protein 9-like. The record is from RefSeq and is a predicted model, not a curated record. Gene Ontology annotation, biological process: microtubule-based movement. The transcript has 9 exons. Lineage: Eukaryota; Metazoa; Chordata; Actinopteri; Salmoniformes; Salmonidae. The coding region runs from base 170 to 943 and encodes 257 amino acids. Gene Ontology annotation, molecular function: ATP binding; microtubule binding; microtubule motor activity.
UUCAGUGUUGUUCAACGGUCCGUUGAGCGUCAGGAAGAAGCGGGCUCUUUACUGAGAGAAAUGGCUUGAAUGGCCGGCGAGUAAGACACAUUUUCACGUUUCAUCGGGUGAAUGUUUUAACUUUGGAGGUCUUAAAUCCUAACGAAUUGCCUUUACCAAGUAAGGAACUAUGGCAAACGUGAAAGUCGCCAUUCGAGUUCGCCCUCUCAACGCAAGGGAAAGCGUGGCUGGAGGGAGGCUAGCUGUCCAGGUAGAGGACAAGUUGGUGAGGAUAAAGAAUACCAAGCUGGAUGGACGUCACGACGGCCCUGGGGAAUCCAGGGAGAAGGUGCUGGAGUUUGGUUUUGACUACUGCUACUGGUCUGUUGCCCCAGAGGAACCACACUACGCCUCACAGGAAGAGGUGUUCCAGGACCUGGGAGUGAUGGUGCUGGCUGGGGCGUCAGAGGGCUACAACGUCUGUCUGUUUGCCUACGGGCAGACUGGCACUGGCAAGACCUACACCAUGAUGGGCACACUGGACUCCAUGGGCCUGACCCCCAGGAUUUGUCAGGGCCUGUUCAAAUCUGAUGACACAUUCCCCGAAGGACACAACUCAAGCAGGGUUGAGAUCAGUUUCCUGGAGAUCUACAAUGAGCGUGUUCGUGACCUGCUGCGAGGCAGAGAGCAGCAGAAGAAACCCUCCCUACGGGUUAGGGAGCAUCCUGAGAAAGGACCCUAUGUACAAGACCUGUCCCAGCAUGUGGUGUCUGACUACAAGCAGGCGGUGGACCUAUUGGAGGAGGGCAUUGCCAACCGCAUCACCGCGGCAACACACAUCCACGACGCUAGCAGCAGAUCCCAUGCCAUCUUCACCAUCCAGUACACCCAGUCUAUUAUGGAGGACAACUUUCCCUCAGAGAUUGUAAGCAAGAUCAACCUGGUAGACCUGGCUGGCAGGUGAGUUUGUUAAAGAGGUCGCCAUGCUUAUUCAGAAUCAGAAUCAUCUUUAUUCACCAAGUACGUACUCAGAAUAUUACUUGGUGAUUUGGUGCUGCUAGUGAUAGACAACAUUUAGAGACGGAUAUCAGCCUUGUCAUUCCAGAAGGUCUUUGUAUGCAUGACCAAGCUGCCCCCUAGUGGAUCUCUUCUGCCACGACUGUGUGUUCACUGAGCCGGCACUUUCAUUUUAUCACAACACAGCUUUUCAGUAGAUACCAUUUCCAUCACAGGAGGUUGGUGGCACCUUAAUUGGGGAGGACGGGCUUGUGGUAAUGAGUGGAGUGGAAUUAGUGGAACAGUAUCAACAUCCUACUCAUGGUUUCCAUGGUUUCCUUGUGUUUGAUGCGAUUCCAUUUGCUCCAUUCCAGCCAUAUUAUGAGCCGUCCUCCCCUUUGCAGCCUCCACUGAUUUCCAGUGUUGCGUUUCUCUUUAGACAAUGUAAUCUCCAGUGUGUGUUGUGUUUUACUGCUCUGAAAGUGAGAGAGCAGACCCCCACUACUGCAGAGACAGACUCACUGAGGGAUCCAACAUCAACAAGUCCCUGGUGACACUGGGUAUCGUCAUCUCUGUUCUGGGUAAAUAAA